Messenger RNA from Solea senegalensis (Senegalese sole), 2450 nucleotides. RefSeq names its product septin 8a (gene septin8a). The record is from RefSeq and is a predicted model, not a curated record. NCBI's taxonomy places the organism in Eukaryota, Metazoa, Chordata, Actinopteri, Pleuronectiformes, Soleidae. The coding region runs from base 160 to 1422 and encodes 420 amino acids. Gene Ontology annotation, biological process: cytoskeleton-dependent cytokinesis. Gene Ontology annotation, molecular function: molecular adaptor activity; GTPase activity; GTP binding. Gene Ontology annotation, cellular component: septin ring; microtubule cytoskeleton; septin complex. The transcript has 10 exons.
CCUCUUCCGUCUUGUGUCCCUCUGCUGCUCCGUCUCUGCUCCGUCAGCGCGGCUCAGUCAGUCAGGCGCAGUUUGGCAGGUUAGCACGGAGGGACGGGCUGCUACCCCUUCUUUUACCUCAGCUCGGUCUGCUCCGCUCAACACUGCACAUUUCGCACCAUGGCUGCCACGGACGUGGACGUGUUUUCGAAUGAAGAGAAGCGUAACCUGAGUUUGGGUGGCCAUGUUGGAUUCGACAGCCUCCCUGACCAACUGGUCAGUAAAUCGGUCACUCAGGGAUUUUGUUUUAACAUCCUCUGUGUAGGGGAGACCGGUAUUGGCAAGUCGACGUUAAUGAACACACUUUUCAACACCAUGUUUGAAAACGAAGAGGCCAGCCAUUACCAGAACGGCGUGUAUCUGCGGCCACGGACCUACGACUUGCUAGAAAGCAACGUCCACCUCAAACUGACGAUCGUCGACACCGUCGGCUUUGGCGAUCAGAUCAACAAAGAGGACAGUUACAAGCCCAUCGUCGACUACAUCGACACUCAGUUUGAAAACUAUCUCCAGGAAGAGCUGAAGAUCAAGCGCUCGCUGUUCAACUACCACGACACCAGGAUUCACAUCUGCCUUUAUUUCAUCGCUCCAACGGGACACUCCCUCAAGUCCCUGGACCUUGUCACCAUGAAGAAACUGGACAGCAAGGUCAACAUCAUUCCCAUCAUCGCCAAAGCGGACACAAUCUCCAAGAGCGAGCUCCAUAAAUUCAAAAUAAAGAUCAUGAGCGAGCUGGUGAGCAACGGCGUGCAGAUCUAUCAGUUCCCGACCGACGACGAAGCGGUCAGCGAGAUCAACUCCUCCAUGAAUGCCCAUCUGCCGUUUGCUGUGGUGGGGAGCGUGGAAGAGGUCAAAGUGGGGAACAAAACCGUGAGGGCCAGGCAGUAUCCCUGGGGCGUUGUGCAAGUUGAGAAUGAGAGCCACUGCGACUUUGUGAAGCUCAGGGAAAUGUUGAUCAGGGUCAACAUGGAGGAUCUGAGGGAGCAGACCCACGCCCGCCACUACGAGCUGUACCGACGCUGCAAGCUGGAGGAGAUGGGCUUCAAAGACACAGAUCCUGACAGUCAGCCGUUCAGUCUUCAAGAGACGUAUGAGGCCAAGCGGAAAGAGUUCCUGGGGGACCUGCAGCGUAAGGAGGAGGAAAUGCGACAAAUGUUUGUCAAUAAAGUCAAAGAGACAGAAGCGGAGCUGAAGGAGAAGGAGAGAGAGCUGCAUGACAAGUUUGAGCAGCUGAAGCGAAUGCAUCAGGAGGAGAAGAGGAAGGUGGAGGAGAAGCGGAGGGACCUGGAGGAGGAGAUGAACGCCUUCAACAGGAAGAAGGUGGCAGCUGAGACGCUGUCUUUAUCUCAGCCCCUCAAAAAGGACAAGGACAAGAAAAAUUAAUUUAUGGGUGCUGUUUGCCCCUCCCACACACGACCAUGGAUUUGUCUUCCAUCACCAUAGCAACGACAACACCUUUUUUUUGUGUUUGUUUUACUUGUUUUUUUUUGUUGUUUUUUUUCUUGACAUUCCAUCUCACAUUGUGCACAUGGACCAAAGACACUGAGGAUGAUGAUGAUCACGAUGAUGAAGCCACAGGGGGAGAAAAGAAUGAAAGAUGGUGAGAGAGAUAAAUAUGUUCAGUCAGGACCUUUUUAUUCUGUUUGUUUUGGACACUUUUAUAUUGACAUAAAUAUGCAAUUUGUUUGAACGUCGUGAUUCCGAGAUGAUUUGUUUCCGACUAUUGACACAGAAACGAGAGGUUAGAACCACAGCGUGACGCACCACAGUCAAAUAUUUGAAACAGUUCAGUGUAUAUUUAAAGAAAACAUUUUUUUUAAAUAACUCGAUGUGUCGUGCAGGUGUGUCUGUUUACCUUUUUGUUUAUGACUUCAAAUAACAGUAGAAUAAAUCCCUAUAUGAAAAGAGUCCAGAUAAUACAUAUAAAUAACAAUAAAACUGAGUACCUGUAUACUGUAUAUAUUAUUGCAUAUACGUAGGUACUGACAACCCCAGUCUUAAAUAAAUAGAAACUUAUGCAAUAUUCUGGUGCUGUUUCCUAUUAACUCAGUAAAUGUAUGUGAAUAUUUCCUCGAGCUUUACGCGGCUUAAUAUGCAAAAUGUACUAAUUUUGUCUAACGGUGAUAUUUGUAAGAAGCACACGUGACGUUGUCAGUGAUGUCAUUCUGUUGUAAACAUUGAGCGAUCACCUUGACGUGAGCGUUGUUACAGUGGACACACACGGACACAUGAAGCCAGUAUAUACAUGUAUAUGUACACACACACACACACACACACACACACACACACACACACACACACAGACACACACAGAUCCAGGAAAACAUACAAGCCUCACACUCGUACGGCGCAGACGAGAGCAGCUCUAUUUACUGUCUGUUGUUGGAAAUAAAUGCAGCCACCCACUACCA